This is a messenger RNA of Ilex paraguariensis (yerba mate), 540 nucleotides long. Lineage: Eukaryota; Viridiplantae; Streptophyta; Magnoliopsida; Aquifoliales; Aquifoliaceae. The record is from the annotation of a GenBank genome assembly.
AUGGCCCCAAAUGCGAUAACACCACCCCUCAAACUCUCCUUAUUAUUGCUUCUAGCCAUUUCUAUAAGCACACAAUCACAACCUCACCAGCUCAAAGAAACCAACAUGACCCUAUAUUUCCAGGACGUCUCGGCAGGACCCAAUGCCACCGCUGUCCCGAUCACCGGCAUCCCCGGCCACCUCUGGACAUUUGCCAGCUUUGGAACUGUGUAUUGCACUGACGAUCCAAUGACCGAAAGCAUCGAACAGAGCUCGGCUCAAGUUGCGAGGGGCCAAGGCAUCUAUGUGACCUCGGCAUUGGAUGGUUCAACUACACAUGUAUUGAUAUCGAUUGUAUUCACCAACGCAAAAUUCAAUGGUAGCACCUUGGAAAUACAGGGUGCUAGUCAACAAUUUGAGAAAAUGAGAGAGGUUGCUGUGGUUGGUGGAACCGGAAAAUUCCGAUAUGCAAAGGGCUUUGCUACCCUUAUGACGGUUUAUUUGGAUACCACAAUUGCCUAUGCUGUUAUUCAAUGUAAUAUUACUGUACAACAUUACUAA